Molecule: messenger RNA, 2663 nt
Organism: Epinephelus moara (kelp grouper)
Lineage: Eukaryota; Metazoa; Chordata; Actinopteri; Perciformes; Serranidae
Gene: klf5l
Product: Kruppel-like factor 5 like
Exons: 4
Coding region: 128-1540 (470 amino acids)
Biological process (GO): regulation of transcription by RNA polymerase II
Molecular function (GO): RNA polymerase II cis-regulatory region sequence-specific DNA binding; DNA-binding transcription factor activity, RNA polymerase II-specific
Source: RefSeq, a predicted model, not a curated record
GAGGGGAGGGCUGAGGAAUUACUACGUAGUUUUCAGCUUUAGUAAGGCGCAUUUCACAGUAAUAACUCUGUAUGUACUUAUAGAAAUAAAUCUCCCUUCUGAAUUUUGGUUUUAAGAAGUCAUUUAAAUGGCAGCGAGGGUAGGACAGGCCAUGAAUCCGCCGCAUACGACAGAAGAAAGGGCGGUUUUCACGCAGCUGAAGCCGGUGAGGAUGCCGGGGGCGGACAGCGCAGAGGAGGCGGCCGUGUUUGAGGACGUCAAACCCGGGGUGAGAGUCUCCGCCGACCCGCGGAGGACGGCCGGACCCCCCGGUUCACCGGGAGCCCGGCCUCUCCGGACUCGACUAGAGUUGGACAAAUACCUCCCCCAGGUCAACAGUCCUCUCUUGAGCAACCUGAUUGACACCGUUGACAAGAAAUACAGACGAGACAGCGCCUCUGUCGUCGACGAGUACUUCUCUGAGGACAAAACUGGCACCCCUUACAGCCUCAACAUCAACGUCAUCCUUCCCAGCACCACUCACCUCCGCACAGGCCUCUACCGGGCCAACACCAAGACUCUCACGCCACAGCAGAUCAAGAUAGAGCCCGGGCUGGAAGUGCCCUGCUCCAUCCCCAACACCACCACCCAGGCCCUGCCAGACUUCACCUCUGUGUUCACCAUGCCGCCUGUAGUCAACAAUGUUUUCAUCAAACCAGACAUGAGCUCUGGAGGAGUGGUGACUGCGCCCGCAGGGUCCCAGCAGCAGCAGCAGCAGCAGCAGCAGCAGCAGCAGCAGCAGCCAAAUUUGGACACAGAGCUUCACAUCGGCCCCCCGGCCCCCCAGCCGCAGGUCUACCACAUGCCCAUCACCAGCGCUGCUGACCUCACCAUGACUCUGACCCACACCAGCCCGUCUGCACACGCCUCCACGAGUGGCAGGACCAUGCUGAACCUCGGCAAUGUUGCGUUACCGACAAGCAACAGCAACUACAUGAUGGUAGAGCAUCAGCUACCGCAGCAUCACGGUUACUACCAGGCCUCUCCGGCCAACUCAUCCCAGCACACAGCACCCCACAGCCUGCCACCCUCACCCCCAAACUCUCAGCCAGGGAGCCCAGACGUUCAGGCGGAGCUGCUCAGCUUAGCGCCCCAACUUCCGCCUCCAUACCAGCAGCGUCUGGGAGGGAUAAAGCUGACAGGGUUGUCUCCGCAUGCUUUGCUCAUGACACACGGCCAGGGUGUCCUGACAGGUCCCAAAUACAACAGGCGGAACAACCCAGAGCUGGAGAAGAGGAGGAUCCACUUCUGCGACUACCCAGGCUGCACCAAAGUUUACACAAAGAGCUCUCAUCUCAAGGCACACCAAAGGACGCACACAGGUGAGAAGCCCUACCGCUGUACGUGGGACAACUGUGACUGGCGUUUCGCCCGAUCAGAUGAGCUCACCAGACACUACCGGAAACACACCGGAGCCAAACCCUUCAAGUGCAUCGCCUGCAGCCGCUGCUUUUCACGCUCUGACCACCUGGCCCUGCACAUGAAGCGCCACCAGAAUUAACUCCGACAUACCUGUAUAUACAAACCAUCCCAAACAUCACACACAAAUACAGCAGUCUCCAGACAUGACAGCCACCUGAACUUAAGCCCAUUAAAGGGAUCAUGAAGAGAUACAGUCCCAAAAUCAUCCCUGUGCACCUGUGUUUAUUCUGGCGCUCAGUGCUAUAAGUUGAGUGAUCGUCAGCAUAUAGCAGUAUCCAGAGCACAGCCACAUCAAACACAUUUAGUUGUAAACCAGUGAUGAUCACAUCUUUGUUGCUACACCUACUGGUUGGUCAGGCUUCCUGUUCAGUGUAGGGGUCUGAGGGAGAUGGAGUUAGCUCUCUUUAUGCUUCAUGAUCUCCUGGUGAAACUCCUCUGUGGCAGGUGAAAAGAGGCAGACUCCAGGUGUAUUACAGGAGUCACAUGGUGGUUUACACCUUCCACAGGCCAACUGGGGGUGCGGUUAACAGUGGGAAUUGGAAUGAAAAAGGGAAAAUGCACAGAAAAGAGAAUCCAAAGGCAGUUUUUUGACGAAUUAUGGACAUUUCAGGCGAACUGGCCUUGUAUGAGUUAGUUGUUCUGUUAUCCAAACAGGGAAAGUAGUUCCCGGCAACAGAACUGUCACGGCAAGCUCUAUGAUAUGCAAUAUUUCUGAGAUAAUACUCGUCAUCUGCUAUCAGUCAACACAGUGUUUGCGGAAACACCAAGGCUAAUGAUCUACCAGGGACUCUGGGAUGAUUUUGGUGUCUGUUCUCAUCACUGAACAGAUGCAGUAUGUUCAUUUAAAACAUACACUGAUCCGACUCAUAAACACGCAACCCAUACACAUUCGCUCGACAUCAUGGAACUGUGUUGUCAGGCUCCUCCGAAGCCUUUGGAACAACCUGGAAACAUCUCCUUCUCCUGUAAACAUGAACUAUAUGUUUUCCUACCAAUCUGCUGCCACCUUCAUCAUCAGCAUCAUCACUGUCAACUUUUAUAAUUUUGAGGUAUGAACUUUUCACAGAGAGGGGGAGCUGUAUUCCCCUCAGUCCUGCCUUUGUAAAUACUUGUUUAUAUCUGUGUGCAUACAUGUGUCUGAGAAUUCAAUGAAUGUAUUGCGAUUUAUACUUGACAACCUUUUUUUUUUUUUUUUUUUUUUU